UAUGUGAGUGAUACUGAGAAGAGGAGUGAGCUCACACUCAUAACUCACACUCUCACACACACAGACAGAUGGAGGGAUCUAUGUAGCAGCAGCGGAGGCAGCAGCAGUGUGGUGUGGGACAGAGGGGAUUGUUGUUGCUUGGCUGAGCUGGGACCUGCCCUGUCUGAUGGAGAGCAGAAGGAUGCAGAAUAGUGAGCCUAUUCUUAAGUAUGUGGCGUUGAGGUGAAAGAAGUGUUCGUUGGGAAUCAUGUGACUUCAAAGAGAAUAUUACACUAUAGGGUCUCCAUCAUGGCUUCUGUGAUGUGGACCUCUCUCCUCCUCUCCCUUGCUCCUCUCCUCCAUCUUCAAGCCUUUACCUUGGCUCCAGAGGGCACCACAAAGGCACCAUCACACCCACAUACAGACACACAGAUCGAUGACCCAGUACUGGCCUCACACAGCACUGUAUGGCCCUCCUGGGCUCCUGUAGUCCCCACCGCUGUAGCCAGAAUGGCCGACUCUCUGGACUCGUUUCCAGGGCUGAAAGACUCCACAUUGGCACCCGAGGAAACUGAGAAAAAGGACAACAAAGAUGAGUUUCGGGGAACUAUCAGUGACUACACAGAGACCCAAGGCUUUAAUCCACUCACUAGACCUACAUCACCAGCCACAGUGAAUGCACAGCUAGGGUCUACAACUGACUCGGACCAACACCAACCCAGAGCCCAGGCCACAAACAGAGAGUUGUUAGCUCUGGACUUCUCAGCCACUCAACAGAGAGACAUACUGGAGGGAGAUAUCAUGGUGGAAGGGAUUGGAGACGAGUUACAGGACUUCACAGAGGAAACAGGAACAGACACAAGUGUGUUUCCAGAGGAGGGGUGGCCAAAGUCGGCCACCAAUGAGUCGGCUCUCGUCGACUGCAGCCUUGACACCAGAACCACACCCUGCAACACAACUGAUCAAUCCUGGAGCCCCUUUUACCCAGAUGACAUCAUCUCCAAUCAAUCCCAGCGCCCCUUUCUGUCUCUAACCCCUCCUCUCUUUGUACCUCUGUAUUCUGAUUGGAACUCAGCUCUGGCCACCUGGGGCUUUGCCUGGGAGGCCCACAUCUACGGUCUGGGAUCUGUGUUCACUGCAUUAGGUCUGAUAUCUGUACUCUGCCUGUUAGGUUUGCCCCUGCGCUGCCCCCCAGGAAGCCCCUACUUUACCCUGCUGCACCUGUUCCUUCUAGCCACCGGAGGCACUAGAGCAUUCUCUCUCCUGUAUGAUGCUUAUAGUCACCAGGACCACCUGCCUGCUCUGGGCUUUCUCCUCCUCUCUGAACUACCGUUCCCCUGCCUCACCUCUGCCUUCUCCGUCUGCUUCCUCCUCCUCUCUCUCCGCUCUCGCAUGCACCUCUCCCUUCAUUUUUCCCUCUCUCUCUCCCUCCCUCUCUCCACCCUGCCCAGGCCUUGUCUCUUGUUCUUCCUCUCCCUGAUGCACUUCGGGGCCUUCCUGGGCUCCAUAGCUCUAUUCCAUGUCUUCCCCAGCCUCCCUGUCCUCCUCCUGCUCCCCCAGGGAAUGUUAAUCCUCCUCUGCCUCCUCCUCCCCUGCUCCUUCCUCCUCUUCUACUGCCAUGUACGACAAGACGCCAAACACAUCCAACGGCUGAGUGACGGCGAGGGAGAGGUAACAGGUUCACCAGUUAUGGUGGGGCGGCUGUCCCGGUGCCCAUUCGCUGAGGCUGAGGAGUGGAGAAGGGCAGCAAGGGCUGGAGUGGGAGGGGCUCUGUGCCUGUUAGGGUGUGGGGGGCUUCAGCUGUAUGGGAUGUUACAUGCAUUAGGGUUCGGAGGGGUGAGUGCUGGGGCAGGGUUCCAGCCCUGGCCUUGGUGGGCAUACCACCUGGGCUGCAGGCUCUGUGAGGUGGGGGUGUGUCUGUCCCUGUCAAUCAUCGGCACUCAGCCUCUCCUCUUCUGUUGCUCCAACUCUAACUCCUCUUCCCAGACUAAAAUCAACACCAACACCUGUCAGGGGUCCUGGGCGCGGCUGCCCUGUGCCUCCCCGGCAGGAGGGCCUAGCCACCCACUUCCCCUCUCUCCCAUCCUCCCCCCUCACUACCCCUGGUCCCUUGGGCAGAAAGAGAAGCAGGUGGUGUGUGAUGUCAUCAGGAAGCGCCAGUCCGAAACUCUCCCCCUCUACACACUAAUGGAACCCUCUUCAAAUGGACUGAACCUGCAUCCUAACCCCAACCCCCACCCUGGCCAGACCAAAACCUCCAGACACCCCAACCUCCCUGAUCCUCCAAGCCCACCAGGGAGACUUCAAGCUGGGGUUGAGUCCCAGGGCUCCUCCCAGGGUAGUCUAUGUCUGGACACUGACUCCACAGUGGACCUGCACCCCCCCUCUCCCAUUGACCUGUCCCGCAGCAUAGACCAGGCCCUGUACAGCGAGACCCUGUUCCCUCACAGUCUUUUCAGCCCCUCCAGGCUGUUCCACGCCUCUUCCAGCCUCUCCUUGAACUCCCCUGGCUCCCACCACAGCCAGAGUGCCACAUGGCCUGGAAACAGCUCAGCUGACAGUCCCCUCUACCGGACCUCUUCCUGUGGAGAUGUGGAUAUGUCUCCUACACGGCCUCCCCAGCCGGGAUGCAUUCUCCCAGGCCACAGCGAUCCCUGCUGUCCACCUGAAUGCUGGUGGAGAGGUAGGAACUCCAGCUAUCUGUGCCAGGAGUCCCUGAGUGGGUCUUCCCAGGGUCUGUUCUCCAGCUCAGGGACAGGAGGGGCAUGGUCACACCCCCACACCACCAGAGGGCAGCCUUCCCAGAGCAGCCUGCCCAGGACACUCCCCCACCUUACCUAUCACAGACGUUACCGCACCCUCAGCUCGGCCUCUCAGGACAGUCGGGGGGAGGGGCGGCUGGAGGGCAGAGAGGACCUGAGUGAAAGCAGGUUGCUAGAACGGGAUACGGCCGUACAAGCGGAAUUCGUCAACGUGUGCCGACAGAUCGAUGCUCUUAGCGUGUGCAGUGACACUAUUGACCUGUAGGCAGAUGCUACAGGGUUUGAACCAUGCGUCAUCUAUGUGCCACAAGAACGUAAGGAUAUGACAUGUAUAAUGCACAGAGAUUAUAUAUUGACCUCUAGUGAGAGCUAAGGACUUAACUAAUACGCUACACUUAGUGUUUGAGUGAUGUUAGCAUUCAGAUCAAGCAGCUUUUUCACUGCUACAACAGAAGUGCACAGAGGUAGAACUAACUAUCAGUUGCCGUUUUAUGGGGAUUCUACACAUAGAAAAUAGACUUAUAGAUAGUUAUGUUUGAUUAGUUAUAAGCUGUAUAUAACUGUACGGUUAGUUCCAAAAUGUGCUAAAUGAACAAUGAACUUACUGAAACAACCAAAGUAGAACUGAUUUGAAGAACUUUGAAUACGAAAUGUCAGUGUAGUGUUGAUGAUAACCAUACCAAUAUGCAAGAUCACGUAAUGCUUUAGUGCCGUCUACUGGGGGAGAGGGAACAUAAAGUGUAACUCAUACAUUAUAGCUGUUUUUUAAUAAACCGUUUAUAAAGAA
Molecule: messenger RNA, 3528 nt
Organism: Oncorhynchus tshawytscha (Chinook salmon)
Lineage: Eukaryota; Metazoa; Chordata; Actinopteri; Salmoniformes; Salmonidae
Product: proline-rich transmembrane protein 4-like
Exons: 3
Coding region: 289-3006 (905 amino acids)
Source: RefSeq, a predicted model, not a curated record